Anopheles merus is the source of this 7442-nucleotide messenger RNA. RefSeq lists its product as uncharacterized. The record is from RefSeq and is a predicted model, not a curated record. NCBI's taxonomy places the organism in Eukaryota, Metazoa, Arthropoda, Insecta, Diptera, Culicidae. Bases 110 to 5686 code for a protein of 1858 amino acids. The transcript is spliced from 27 exons.
CGGCACGGGCCCGCGAAAAGCCGUCCGUACCGAGCCGGCACCGCAGUUACGAGCGGACCUCUGAACGGAGCGGAACUAGCAAGUCCGCGAAACAUCCCCCCAGCACGAGAUGGGCCUGCCGCGAAUCAGAAGUCUAGUGGCACCGUUGUGCUUCCUACUGUUGGCCAGCAGCUGGCUAGUGAGCGAUGUAGCCUGUGCGAAGAAGGCGGCAGCGAGUGUGCCGGCCGCGGCCCCCGAGGCCACGAUCGAGGAAGUUUCGGCGAAGCAGCUGGAGCGGUUACUAGAGGAUAAGGAUUACGUUGCGGUGUACUGGUAUGCCCGUAGCUGUACAACCUGUGACACAGUAUUAGCAGAGCUAGAGCACAUCGACGAUGAUACCGAUUCGUUCGGUGUCGACUUUGUGAAAAUCAACGACAAACGACUCGCGAAACAGUAUGGCAUCACCAAGUUCCCGGCCCUCACCUACUUCAGGGAGAAGGAACCGAUCAUCUACGAGGGCGACCUUAUGGAUGAGGCCGGUGUGCUCGACUUCCUCACCUCCCUAGAAGCGAUGGAUCUGCCCGACCGGAUCGAGGAAGUGAACGCCAAGAUUCUGUCGAAGAUCAUCGAAGACUCCGACUACGUUGCGGUGCUGUUCUGCACUGAUCACGAAAACUGCCCACCCGGAAACAACAACAAGCCGGAAUGCAAGAAGUGCAUCAAGGCGCUGCAGGAGCUGGAAAACAUCGACGACGAGGCGGACCAGCUGGACAUUGGAUUCGUGAAGAUUCACGACGAAGAUCUGGCCGAGGAGUACAACCUAGGCCCACUGCCAAAGCUGGUCUACUAUCGCCACCAGACUCCGAUCGUGUACGAGCACGAGCUGCAGCGUGAGGAGGACGUGCUGGAAUGGCUGGUCGAGAACAAGGCCACCGGUGACGAUGAUGAUGUCAUCGAGGAGGUCAACGCCAAGACGCUCAAGACUCUGAUCCAGAACAUCGACAAUCUGGUCGUGCUGUUCUUCGACGAUGAAGAUGAAGAUUCGGAAGCGGUGCUGGCAGAGUUGGAAAACAUCGACGAUGACUGCGCCAAGCACGGUAUCCAGUUUGUCCGGAUCGACGACCCGAAGGUCUCGAAGGAAUACGGCAUCGAUGAGGUCCCAGCGAUCGUAUACUUUGAGAAGCAGAUUCCCAACGUCUACGAUGACGAUCUUACCGACGAGGAGGAGAUCCUGGAAUGGUUGCUCUCGCAGCUGGAGAAGGACGAGAUCGAGGAUGUUACCGACGAGAUGCUGGACAAGCUGAUCAAGGAAGGCAAAUCGAUCGCCGUUCUGUUCUAUGACAACAAUGACAAGAAAUCGGAAAAGGUGUUGAACGAGCUCGAAAACAUCGACGAUGAGUGCGAUCAACUCGGCAUUAACUUUGUCAAGAUGGAUGACGUCGAGGAGGCGAAGGACUACGGUGUCACCAAGUUCCCGAAGCUAGUCUACUUCGAGCAGGGCAUCCCGACCGUGUACGAGGGUAGCCUCGAGCAGGAAGAGGACGUGCUGGAUUGGCUGGAGCGUCAGACGAGCAGCGACGAAAUUGAGGACGUUACGGAUGAAAUGCUGGACAUGAUCGUGGAGAAGAUGCAGCAUGUUGCUGUGCUGUUCUACGACAAGGACUCGAAGACGUCCCAGAAGGUGUUGGCUGAGCUGGAGAACAUUGAUGACGAGUGCGAUCAGAAUGAUAUUGCCUUCGUCAAGAUCGAUGACGACAAUGAGGCCAAGGAGUGGGGCAUUGAGGAACUGCCUACUAUGAUUCUGUUUGAGCGCGGCAUUCCGCACAUCUACGAAGGUGAUCUGCUGAAGGAGGAAGAGCUGCUCGGCUGGCUGGUGCAUCAGAAGCGUCACUCCGAAAUUCCUGAAAUCACCGACGAGAUGAAGGACAAGCUGAUGCAGAUGUACGAUCACGUUGCUAUCAUCUUCUACGACAAAGACGACAAGCAGGACAUCCGCGUGCUGAACGAGCUGGAAAACAUUGACGAUGAGCUGGAAAAGGAAGAGAUUGUCAUUGCCCGUCUCGAUAACGCCGAGGAAGCGCGCGAGUACGGUCUCGACCAUCUGCCCGCCCUGGUGUACUUCGAGAACGAAAUCCCGGCCAUCUACGAGGGUGAUCUGAUGAACGAGGAGGAAGUGCUCGAAUGGCUCAAGCUGCAGAAGUACUCGGCCACCAUCGAGGAGGUGACGGACGAGAUUCUGCAGGAUCUAAUCGACGAUCACGAGUACGUGUGCGUGUACUUUAGCGGCGCUUGCGAGGAGGGUGAAAAGUGCGACAAGAUUCUGGACGAUCUCGAAAACAUCGACGAUGAGCUGGAUGAGGCCGGCAUCAUCUUUGUUACCACCGAAGAUAUGGUCACUGCCAAGAAGUACAACAUCAAGAACCUGCCAUCGCUGGUGUUCUUCCGCAACAAGGAUCCGCUGAUCUACUCGGGCGAUCUGAACGACGAGGAUGAGGUUCUGGCCUGGCUGACCGAUGAGGAAACGCUCGAAAUUCCCGGCAAGAUUGAGGAAGUGAACAUCAAGAUGCUGGAGAAGAUCCUGUCCGAAAACGAGCACAUUGUUGUGUUCUUCUAUCAUGACGAUGACAAGAAGGCCCAGAAGAUCAUUGCCGAGCUGGAAAACAUCGACGACGAGUGCGAGGAGAAGGACAUCGAUUUCGUCAAGACGUCCGACGAAGACAUCGACAAGGAGUACGAUCUCGAAACGCUGCCCGCCCUGGUGUUCUAUCGCAACAAGUUCCGCACGAUCUACACCGGCGACAUGAUGAAGGAGGAGGAGAUCCUUGAAUGGGUGCUGGAGCAGUACAACACCAAGCCCGAGAUCAUCGAAUCGGUUGACCGCAAAACGCUGCAAGUGUUGGUAAACGAGGUUGAACAUCUGGCUGUACUGUUCUACGAUGACGACUGCGAAACCUGCCCCAAAAUUCUUGAGAAGCUGGAAACCAUCGAUGACGACACGGACAAGCACCACAUCCAGUUUGUGAAGGCUAACGAUGAGAAGCUGGCCCACGAGAUCGGAAUCUUCUCGUUCCCGGCCCUGGUAUAUUACGAAACCGGCGUCCCGAUUAUGUAUGAUGGUAAUCUCAAGAACGAAAAACGCAUCUUGCAGUGGCUAAUUGAUCACAAAAACAAUAAGCUACCGAAGCCGAAACUUCGCAAACGCUACACCGACGGUGUGGAAGAUCUCGAUCGCGAGGAUCGUAUCGAUAAGAAGCGCUCCGGUGGCAAGAAGCUGAAGCCCAUUCCGAGGCUGGAUGCGGUAGAGCAGCCGAAGGCACCCGGUGCAGGUGCAGCCACCUCUGGCAAGGACUCCGGCAAGAGCAAGACGACCAAGUCCGCUCCGGCCCCGGCGCCGCCGGCUAGCAAGUCCGGCAAGAGCGGCACCGGCAAGGCUGCCCAGUCACCCUCCAAGGGAUCCAACGUUGCGAAAAAGACUACCCGUGAUGUCGAUGAUGACGAAGGUGACCUGCUGAACGAAUACGACGUGCUGGAUUGGAUGCACGGACAGAAGACGGACGAAAGCAUCCAGGAGGUGGAACGAGACGAACUGUUAAGCCUGAUCGAUAGCCAAGACUUCCUCGGGGUUGUAUUCUAUGUCGAGGACGAUCCCAACACGCCCAAGAUUCUGCGCCACAUUGAGCUGAUCGAUGACGAGGCGGCCGACUAUGGCAUUCUGCUGGUGAAGUGCAGCGACCGUCUGAUGGCGAAGAAGUUUGGCUUCCGCAACCCGCCCGGUGUGACCUACUUCCGGAAGGGAAAAUCGAUCAACUACGACGGUGACAUCGACGACGAGGAGGAACUGCUCGACUGGCUGACCGAUCCGCACAACAUGGAGAUGACCGACCACAUCGAGAAGGUUAACCGAAAGAUGUUCCAGAAGAUUCGCCAAGCAUCGGACUAUUUAGCUGUGUUCUUCUAUAGCGACGAUUGCAAGCAGUGUCCACGCGUGCUGGCCGAAAUCGAACACAUCGAUGACGAGGCGGACGGUGCCGGCAUUAACUUUGUCAAGAUCGACGACAAGCAGAUGGCAAAGGAGCUCGGUGUGUACGCGCUGCCCGGUAUCGUUUUCUUCAAGCUGUCAUCAAAGGAACCUGUCAUCUACGCAGGCGAUCUUAACGAUGAAGACGAAAUCUUGAACUGGCUUAUGACACAGAAGAACCCCGGCGGUGACGUCAUCGAGGAUUUGGAUGGACCGAAACUGCUGGCUCUCAUCGAAGAUUCCAACGCACUGGCUGUGUACUUCUACACGGACGAGUGUGAGCAGUGUUCGGGUGUGCUGGAAUCGCUGGAAAACAUCGACGACGACUGUGACCGACAUGGCAUCAUGUUCGUCAAGACGGACGAUCUCUCGAUCGCGGAACAGUACGGCAUCUCCGAGUACCCGGUGCUGGUGUACUUCGAAGACAACGUGCCGAAUGUGUUUGAAGGUUCCUUGGAUGAGGAGGAAGAAGUCCUGCAAUGGUUGAUCACGCAAAAGACCGAAGAUCGCAUCGAACUGAUCACGCGCGUCAUGCUGGAAUCGAUGGUGGACGAAACGCAGUACCUGGCCGUGUACUUCUACAAAUUCAAAUCACCCUCGUACUGCCGAAGUUUUUGUUCCGCGGAAAACAUCCGCAAGCGAAAGGAAUUUGCACGGGAAGGAAUUUCAGACAAGAUCAAUUGCAACAUUUGCGAUCAGAUCCUGGAGGGUUUGGAGGUGAUCGACGACGAGCUGGAUGUGUUCGGUAUACACAUGGUAAAGAUUCAGGAUCCACAGCUGGCGAAGCGCUACUCCAUCAAGACAUUCCCGGCGCUGGUGUACUUCAGAAACGGUAACCCACUGAUCUACGAGGGUGAUCUUCAGAACGAGCAGUCCGUGCUGGAGUGGCUGGUGGACGAUGACAACCGUGAGCUGGCGGACGAGAUCGAGGAAGUUAACGAGCGUAUGCUGGAUCGGUUGAUGGAACAGUCGCCACUGCUGUGUGUGUUCUACUACGAUGAAGACUGUGCCGAGUGUGACGACAUCCUGGAGGAGCUGGAGCUGAUUGACGGUGAGGUGGACCUGUACGGUAUCGACUUUGUCAAGGUGGCCAGCCUGGACGCGGCACACAAGUAUGGCGUGACGACGAUCCCGUCCCUGGUGUACUACCGCAAGCAGAUCCCGAUGCUGUACGACGGUGACAUGCACGAUCACGAGCGUGUCAUGAACUGGCUCACGUCGCAGGACGUGUUCGAGAUCAAGAACGAAAUCGAGGAGGUGAAUCGCAAGAUGCUGAACAAGCUGCUGGACGAGAACGAAUUCUUGGCCGUCUAUUUCUUCGAGGAAGAUCACGAGGAGAGCGAGGCCGUGCUGGAAAGGCUCGAGCUGAUCGACAGCGAAACGGACAACCUGGACAUUACCUUCGUCAAGAUGGGCGAUCCGCGGUACGCGCGCAAGUGGGGCGUCACCAAGCUGCCCGCGAUCGUGUACUUCCGCAAGCGCUUCCCCAGCAUCUACCGGGGCGACAUGUACGACGAGCAGGACGUGCUCGAGUGGCUGCGCAAGAACCGAUUCCGCCAGCCGGAGCUGAACAUCUUCAUGUACGCACUGAUCGCGCUCGGACUCGGGUUCGUCAUCUACACUGCAUUUUUGCUACAGUGCUUCAAGCCUGCCCCGCCCGCACCGGUACCGCAUCCGAAGCAAAACUAAUGCUAGCGAACCGGCCCGGCGCACUCUCUCUCUUUAGGGUACAUAUUCUUCCAGUGUAAGCGUUAGACAGACAGAGAAAAAAAUGCAGGCGAACAAUCAAACGCAGCUACGAUCGUUAGUUGAUCGUGCUCGAUAGAGUGUGGACAAAAGUGGCGGGGCACAAGAAGCGGCAGCGUGAGAUCCAUAUUCGAAGAGGCGGACAUUUGUUGGGUCGAUCUUUUCCCAUUUUUUUUGUGUGUAUCCUUCCCUCUCUCACCAACCUCCGCCGUUCCAUUGAUCCACAGAACAACUGCCCCGGAAAAGCAGACACCGAACUAAGCAAGAAGAGAUGCGAAGAUGAGAUAAAAUGGUUUAAUUUUGUUAUGGUAAAACAAAGCAACGUAUGCAAACAGUGGAGAGGAGCUGAAGCGGCAGAACAAGAGAAGAAAAACAAACAAAACAGACCAAAGAUGAGCAAUAAACAAAUUGAUCGAUAAAUUACAACAUGUUCUUCGCUGUGAUCAUGAUGAUGAUAAAGAUGAUGAUGAAGAUGAUAAUAACGAACAAGACGACAUAACCCAUAACGUUAAAGCAAAUCCCUUUGGGGGUGAAAAACAAACAUAAAACAAAAGCAGGAUAAAGUAGCUGAAAACAAAACUUGUAUCCUUUUUUUGGUAAAAAAGAGAGAAAAAUUGUGAAACAUAGAACCAAAAAAAAAAUGUAGAGGAUGAACACACGAAAUCGUAUUGAACUGUGCUAUUGACACGGACCUGCUCACAAUGCAUGCAUUUUUAUUCCAUUUCGGAGAAAUUCAACGUGUAACGUUAACGUAGCACAACGUAACGUUAACGUACUGCAGGAAGAAGCUCAACCGCGCAUCCCACAGCGUGUCGCGGAUGUUUUACCGUUCAGAGGGAGAGAAAUACACGGCUCACGAUAUACUUUACCCGUUUUCACUGGGUUCCAUCGCACGUGCACCACACGAUCGAGGAUGUGUGUCCCUCUUUUGCCAACAGCACGCGUGUGUAAGUGUGUGUGUGUUUAUGCAAAAACGUGCUGCAUCACAUCCCGAGUGUUUAGUGUGUGUGUGUGUGGGCGCACGACAGUGCGAACAACAAUUUGCGAAAAGACACUACCGAAACGACAUGAGAUACUGACGACGACAAAACGACAGGCCACCAGUUUCAGAGGUAGCGCCAGCUGCUUCAGCCAAAGCAGCUGUCUACUGUUGUGUGCAACCUGUUAGAAGUUUAGUAAUUUAGUAGAAAGGGUUUUGUUUCCGUUUGACCUUCUGCUGUUGUGUUUGUGCCCUUUACCGAUUAGUUUAUUUAAUUAAAAAAAUAUGUUGUCUGUGUUUUUUUUGUGUACUGUUUUGUGCUCUUUCUGUCUCUGUAUCCUGUUUAUAUAUUAAGACUUUUAAUGCCAGAAACUCUUCAUAGCCUCUUUUAAAUAAUGAUCCAAAAUGUUCUUUUGCUUGAUGUUACCAGCUUUCCUGUUUCCUGCAAAACAGUGCCAGAUUGACGAAAAAACGAAACACUGAUUUAAGAAAAAAAAAACAACUUGAAUGUAGUAAAAACAAACUGUAAUAACGUUAAACGAACAUUGAUAUGCCUCACAAAACAAAGUAAUAAUAAUGCGUCAUAAAUGCUGUAAAUAAAAUGCAAGCUUCCUCGUAAGUUGGUAGCAAACUAAAGCUGGACGAAAGACUAGUUGUUGUGCGUGUUUGUGUGUAGUAGUUUGAAUUCUCGUUAAGCAAUAAAACACACUCCAUUCACUA